AUGACUCCGACUCGGUCUUUGCAUGUGCAAGAAAUGGCCCUGGACAAGGAGAGCGCAAUACACCUUGAGCAAUUGCCGGCCACUGGUCUCUCUCCCGAAGACGAGGCAUUUCUCGCCGACUUCCCCGAUGAGGCCAGGAGGAAAGUCCUUCGAAAGUGGCGUCUGAUCCCCAUGCUCGUUCUUCUAUACCUCAUCACCUACAUCGAUAAAACGAAUAUAGGGAACGCGAAGAUUGAGGGUCUUCUGCCCAGCCUGGGCAUGACCGGAAAUCAGUAUAACAUCGCUCUUUCAGUCUUUUUCGUCCCGUACAUCCUGGCCGAGGUGCCGAGUAACAUCCUCUUGAACCGCUUCAAGAAGCCGUCGACUUACCUGGGAGGUUUGAUCUUCGCCUGGGGGGUGAUAAUGACCUGCACAGGCUUUGUUCACAGCUUCUCCGGUCUGAUCAUCAUCAGAAUCCUUUUGGGUCUUUUUGAGGCCGGCUUUCUCCCCGGCGCAGUUCUGAUCAUCUCUAAAUGGUAUCUCCCUAACGAGACACAAACGCGCAUUGCCAUUUUGUACACCUCAGCCGCUUCUGGGGGUGCGUUCUCGGGUCUUCUGGCCUACGCGAUUGCCAAAAUGGAUGGCAUCGCGGGCUAUGAGGGCUGGAGAUGGAUCUUCAUCAUCGAAGGCCUCGUCACUAUCCUCCUCGCAAUCAUGUGUUUUUUCCUUCUUUUGGACUCUCCCGGUCUCUCCAGUGGAUGGCUGACCCCGGACGAGAUCCGAUUCCUAGAGACCCGCCAGAUCGCCCAGAACAUUGCGCUCCCACGCAAGAAAGGUGUGGACUGGGGCGCUCUGAUCGGUGUCCUCACAGACUGGAAGAUAUACCUCCUCAUCUGGGCCAGCUGGUCCAAUGCCGUCCCCAACUACGCGCUGAAGUUCACGAUGCCCCAGAUCGUUAAGAGUAUGGGCUUCACGUCCGCCAAGGCGCAGCUUCUCACCAUUCCCCCGUACGCCGUGGGUGCAUUCUCUGCCUAUGGAUUCUCCGUAUUUGCGGACCGUUGCAGCUGGCGCAUGCCGUUUAUCGUUGUGCCACAACUGUCGCAGGUAAUCGCUUUUGCGAUUCUCUUCACCAAGGCAGCGCGAAUCAAGGAGAACGUCGCUCUAUGCUAUUUUGGCGUCUGCCUCGCCUGCUUUGGAAUGUAUCCCAUCCUACCCGGUGUCAAUGCCUGGAAUGUCUCGAACAUCCCCAACCCCACCAAGCGAGCGAUCGGUAUUGGAUAUCUCAUUUGCAUGGGCAAUGUGGGAGGAAUCAUCGGCAGCUUCAUCUACCAAGAGAAAGAGGCUCCUCGGUACCCCACUGGCUAUGGGAACUCCUUUGCUUUUGCGUCUGCGGGGAUCAUGGCAUGCUUCGUGCUCGAAUUUUGCCUUUACAGAUUGAAUCAGGAAAAGGCACGGAUGAGUCCAGCGGCGGUCCAUGAGCGCUACACCGAUGAGGAGCUCAGGGAUAUGGGCGAGAAGAGUCCGCUGUUUCGGUACAACCUGUGA
Aspergillus thermomutatus is the source of this 1524-nucleotide messenger RNA. RefSeq names its product putative MFS transporter. Bases 1 to 1524 code for a protein of 507 amino acids. The record is from RefSeq and is a predicted model, not a curated record. Gene Ontology annotation, molecular function: transmembrane transporter activity. Gene Ontology annotation, biological process: transmembrane transport. Gene Ontology annotation, cellular component: membrane. NCBI's taxonomy places the organism in Eukaryota, Fungi, Ascomycota, Eurotiomycetes, Eurotiales, Aspergillaceae. The transcript has 7 exons.